AUGGAGGGGAGAAUGGAGGACUGGUACACACACAAUCCCGUGCUGUUACACUGGGUCUUCCUGGAUCCCAUACUGGCUGGAACAUGUGGACAUUCUGUGGUAGGUGUUGGUAGUGUGGCUGGGCUGAUGGAGGGGAGAAUGGAGGACUGGUACACACACAAUCCCGUGCUGUUACACUGGGUCUUCCUGGAUCCUAUACUUGCUGGAACAUGUAGACAUUCUGUGGUAGGUGUUGGUAGUGUGGCUGGGCUGAUGGAGGGGAGAAUGGAGGACUGGUACACACACAAUCCCGUGCUGCUACACCGGGAUUUCCUGGAUCCUAUACUGGCUGGAACAUGUAGACAUUCUGUGCUACUAGCAUUCCUGACCCAUGCCAACAAGGAGGAAGUUGUUGACUUGCUAUGUGUGGAGAAUAAUAGAAAUACUGACCAGAAUGCCUUUCUACAGUUGGCCCAGGGUCAGGCAUUUAUGAUGGCCUUGCUGAGGAUUCUAACUUCAGGCAGCAUUGACGUUGUUUCCAAGGCUAUGUUGAUGUGUGAAACACUUUUUGGCUACAGAUCGGAUAUCACAGAAGUUAGUCUCGGGGCUGACACUUCACAUAAUGUCCAGCAGAAGGACGCUAGAUGGGAAGAUUUCGAUGUCUUGUUUGAAAAGGUGUCCGAGUCAGUUGCGAAAAUAUUCCUGAAGAGUUGUCCAGAAUCAGAAGAUCACAACCUAACGAGCCUCUUGUUUGUGCUGCUGAUGUUAUGUAAAGUUCGGCCCCAGUGCUCUGUUGACGUCAAAGUCAUCUACCAUGUUUUAAACACCCUUGGAGGUAAGUCUGAGGGGCUAAGUACAGAGGUGAAGAGGGUGUGUCUAUUGGUCAUUCUGGCUACCCUGUCCACCCUUCAUGGGACAAGGGAGCAGGCAAACCAUCUUCCAGUGUGUACAAUGGUGUGUCAACACGAUGGGUUCCUGGGGCACCUGCAGGCUUGUCUUGAUGGGAGAUAUGGGGAUGAGAUAUUCUCCAUCGCCACUGACAUACUGGCAGGCAUACUCUCAUACCCAGACGUAAAGUGUUCAGUGCCACUGGAGUUGGAGCUGACCAGACUGUACACGAUUGUCACCCAGUGUAGUGGGUCACGUCAGACUGCCAGUGUGGGUCUCCUGGGGGCGGUGUACAGAACUGGCCUGUCUCAUGGGGCAAUAUCCCUCACAGGCCGGCUUGAUGAGGGGCAGUAUAGGGCACUGCACAUAUACCUUCAGCAGCUAUGCCUGCAGGAAUCUGAAGUGUCGUCUGUUGCGGUCAGCUGUAUGGUGGCACUGCUGAAAUACCUUCUUGAUGAAUGCCCAGAAAUAGGUUGUGAGUUGGUCAGCCAGCCCUGGAACCUAACACUUUUGGAUGUGAUUUUGGAUAUCAGUGACGUGCCGCUCACAGACCACCAAGUCCAGCUAAUCACCAUGUUGAUGGAGAGUAAGGAGACCUGUACCCAGCUCCAGCACUAUGAUGGUUUAGUGGAGAAACUGGUCGCAGUUAUAAACCAAGGGCAGAAUCAUGGUUCACAUGGAAACUCCAGGCUGGCUCAGCUCCUGCUCAAGAAGUUCCAAUCAAAGCUCACAGCGGAAGAAUGUGUUGUGCUUAGAAAAAUUGGUUCAUGUGCCAGUGCAUUUAGUGUGAAUGUUCCACAGGAAGUUUAACAGGCCAUCAAUGCAGCCUUUAUGAUUAUGCCAUUUGAAGACAUCGGUUGACUUUGUAGGAAGAUACUUAUAAAAGGAAUACUUUGCAGAACAUGAACACUCUUAAGAUGUGUUUAUUAUUAAGAACAUAUCAUUAUUUGACCAUGCAUACAAGCAAUAACAAAAAAAACACUGAAAUUAAUUAUAUAAUCUUUACUGAAACUAAAAUAGUUGUACAUGUCACUGGCAACAAUAUUACUGUUGAGAAUUUUUUUGAGUG
Messenger RNA from Mya arenaria, 1936 nucleotides. RefSeq names its product meiosis inhibitor protein 1-like. The transcript has 12 exons. Lineage: Eukaryota; Metazoa; Mollusca; Bivalvia; Myida; Myidae. Gene Ontology annotation, biological process: meiosis I. The coding region runs from base 1 to 1677 and encodes 558 amino acids. The record is from RefSeq and is a predicted model, not a curated record.